AUGAAGUACGUUCUUGUGUCUGGAGGUGUUAUCUCGGGGAUUGGGAAGGGUGUUAUCGGUAUGUGCUGUGCUCGAGAACUUCGAAUGGGACGCGAGGACAUUUACGGAGGGAUACGGGGAGGGAUUGAGAAACAGUGGGAAGGAUAUGGGCAUAUGCUGAUUGGUAUGCGCAGCUUCUUCGACGGGUCUGUUGCUGAAGACGAUUGGACUUAA
Cadophora gregata is the source of this 213-nucleotide messenger RNA. RefSeq lists its product as uncharacterized. The transcript has 2 exons. Lineage: Eukaryota; Fungi; Ascomycota; Leotiomycetes; Helotiales; Ploettnerulaceae. Bases 1 to 213 code for a protein of 70 amino acids. The record is from RefSeq and is a predicted model, not a curated record.